Messenger RNA from Aspergillus tanneri, 1821 nucleotides. Its product is annotated as alkaline phosphatase. Bases 1 to 1821 code for a protein of 606 amino acids. The transcript is spliced from 2 exons. The record is from RefSeq and is a predicted model, not a curated record. NCBI's taxonomy places the organism in Eukaryota, Fungi, Ascomycota, Eurotiomycetes, Eurotiales, Aspergillaceae. Gene Ontology annotation, molecular function: alkaline phosphatase activity. Gene Ontology annotation, biological process: dephosphorylation. Gene Ontology annotation, cellular component: fungal-type vacuole membrane.
AUGGCGCGAGAUGACCCUCUCCUAGCGCCGCGACCCUCCUCCGAGAACUCCUCUGUUCGGAAUGCCGAGGAGGAAGAUGCCCUGCUAACCGGAGAACACACCCGUCGUGAGCAUCGACAGAGUCGGUGGACAUUCUGGAAAGAAGUCGGUCUUUUUACUUGGGCAUUGAUAGCCACUAUCGCCGUAGUGGUUCUCGCCGUCGUCUUCCAACAUGAAACAAGUCGAAAUGGCGACGGCACGAAGCAGACUUGGGGCCCCGGAGGUAAACCGACUGGCAAGCGCAACUUGAUCUUCAUGGUCUCCGAUGGGAUGGGUCCGGCCAGUCUCACUAUGACUAGGAAUUAUAGACAGUAUACAGAAGGGCUACCGGUCGACAGUACCCUCGUACUCGACAGUCACAUCAUUGGCACCUCUCGAACGCGGUCCUCUUCCAGCCUUGUAACCGAUUCAGCGGCGGGAGCUACAGCCUUCUCUUGUGCAUCCAAGAGCUACAACGGUGCGAUAUCCGUCCUUCCGGACCACACGCCUUGUGGUACAGUCCUCGAGGCGGCUUCUUUGGAGGGUUACAAAACCGGCCUCGUGGUAACCACUCGUAUCACCGAUGCAACCCCGGCCUGCUUCGCCGCGCACGUGAACAUGAGACAAUAUGAGGAUCGAAUCGCGGAGCAAGAGGUGGGCGAACACCCGUUAGGACGUGUGGUGGAUCUUAUGCUUGGCGGGGGACGGUGCCAUUUCCUACCCAACACGACUGAAGGGAGCUGUCGAGGUGAUGAUCGUGACCUGCUUGGUCUAGCGAAGGAGAAGGGGUUCCAUUACUUGAGUGACCGGGAGGGAUUUGAUUCUCUGAAUCACGGGUCGGAGGCUAAGUUGCCGCUUCUCGGUCUCUUUGCUGAGAAUGAUAUCCCCUUUGAGAUCGACCGUCGCAGCCAAACUGACGUCUAUCCGUCGUUGGAGGAGAUGGCCCGUACUGCUCUAAACACUCUGAGUCAGGCUACGGCCGACAGUGAGCAGGGAUUCUUUCUUAUGAUUGAAGGAUCUCGUAUUGAUCAUGCCGGACACGGUAACGACCCAGCGGCACAGGUGCACGAGGUUCUGGCCUACGACAGGGCGUUCGCCGCCGUUCUAGAGUUCCUUGAGCGAGAUUCGACACCGGGCGUGCUUAUAAGCACUUCUGACCAUGAGACUGGCGGUUUGUCAGGAGCACGACAGCUUCACACCACAUACCCUGAUUACAAAUGGCUCCCCGGUGUCCUCGCGAAUGCAAGCCAUUCCUCCGAAUAUGCCAACCAAAAACUGGAGGAGUAUCUGUCCAAAGAGACGGACCAGUCCAAGCGCCAAGAUUUUGCUCGGAGUCUUUUGGAGAAAGCACUAGGAAUCGUCGAUGCCACCGACAAAGAAGUGAAUUCUCUUGUGGACCGCAACUCACCGGUUUAUCCCCAAUAUGUGUUUGCGGACAUCAUCAGUCGACGAGCGCAGAUCGGUUGGGCGACCCAUGGACAUUCCGCUGUCGACGUCAACAUCUAUGCCUCAUCCACCAAAGACGCCUGGCCUCUCAUAGGCAAUCACGAGAACACAGAAGUCGGCUCUUUCCUCGCAGACUACCUCAAUAUCGACCUGAACUCCGUCACUGAGCGACUCCGUGCGAGCUCAGAAUCGUCUCCAUCAGAAAUCAAGAACAAAGACUACCAGUUUACCUGGCUGGGCGAUCCCCUCGGCGAAAACGUCCGAACCGAAGGACUGGACACAUAUCAUGGAGAUUUCCGUAAACGGUCUGUUGAGACAACAGGUUCGGAAGGUUGUACCUGUGGGGAGACCCAUUAA